AUGGAUUUAGUAUUAGAAGUUGCUGAUUCUUUAGUAUUGGAUAAAGUUUAUUCCAAAUUAUUGCCUACUUCUUUGGCAGCUGAUGUCCCAGCAAAAUGGCACCAAAUGUUGAACAUUAACAGCGGUGUCCAAAACGUCACUAUGCUAUUACAAUCUUUAAAUGCUAACCCAGACUCAAGAGUUUGUCAAGAUAUCUAUGGUUACACCCCAUACUUGAUGGAUAUGUCUGAGUUGACUUUUAACUCUCUACUUCCACGUUCAAACUUGGUCAGAGAGGUCAUCUCUUCAUGGAUUUUAACCACUGUCUUUGGUUGGUUAUUAUAUCUAUUUUUUGGUACCUUAUCGUACUUUACAUUAUUCGAUAAAUCUGUCUUCAACCAUCCUCGUUAUUUGAAGAACCAAAUGUAUUUGGAAAUUAAAUUGGCUAUGACCUCCAUCCCAAUCAUGUCUAUCUUGACGUGUUUCUGGUUUGUCAUCGAAUUCAAAGGUUACUCAAAAUUAUACACUGUUUUAGAUUUAUCAAACGGUGGUUGGAAACAAUUGGUCUUUGAAUUAGUCUCAUUUAUCAUGUUCACCGAUUGUGCCAUUUAUUUGGCUCACAGAUGGUUACAUUGGCCAAGAGUCUACAAAGCUUUGCACAAGCCACAUCACAAAUGGUUGGUCUGUACUCCAUUUGCUUCUCACGCUUUCCACCCAAUAGAUGGUUACUUUCAAUCUUUACCAUACCAUUUGUAUCCAAUGUUAAUGCCAUUGAACAAAUAUUUCUACCUAUUAUUGUUCACUUUUGUUAACUUCUGGUCUAUUAUGAUUCAUGAUGCAAACCAUAUGUCCAAUAACCCAUACGUUAACGGUACUGCCUGCCACACCGUUCACCAUCUAUAUUUCAACUAUAACUAUGGUCAAUUCACCACUCUAUGGGACAGAUUGGGUGGUUCUUAUAGAAGACCAGAAGAUGAUUUAUUCGAUCCAAACUUAACCAAGAACAAGAAGGCCUUGGAAGAACAAAUCAAAAGAAUGGAAGUCAUCAAGCAAGAAGUCGAAGGUAAUGAUGACGAUAGAGUUUAUGAAGAAAAGAAAUUCAAAUGA
Vanderwaltozyma polyspora DSM 70294 is the source of this 1086-nucleotide messenger RNA. RefSeq names its product sterol desaturase family protein. The transcript has a single exon. Gene Ontology annotation, biological process: lipid biosynthetic process. Gene Ontology annotation, molecular function: iron ion binding; oxidoreductase activity. Lineage: Eukaryota; Fungi; Ascomycota; Saccharomycetes; Saccharomycetales; Saccharomycetaceae. The record is from RefSeq and is a predicted model, not a curated record. Bases 1 to 1086 code for a protein of 361 amino acids.